UAAAAUCUUUCCUGUGGCGCCGAAUCGACAGCAGCUCAGUCACGAUUUCAACAGGUCGAUCUGAGCAGGAUGAAGUUUUAUUAUCAAAACAAAUGUUGGUGAACGUCUAUGUGGGACAGAUAUUACAGUUUAAAGUGGGAGUUUAGUGUGUGAGUCGCAGGAUGACGCAGAAACAGCCGUUAGAAGUUCGUUUCGUGGCUGAUGAAGAUGUUUUGGAUCAUAUUGUAGAGAAACAGCAAGAUGUAAAAGCCGCUAAUGGAUCCGUACAGACGCUGGUGACCCUUAAAACCCCUCAGAAGUCCAAACGAUCUGCGGCGGGAGAUGAUGAUGAUGAUGAUGAAGAUGACGAGGUGCUGAAUGAGCAAAACUAUGUGGACGCUCUGUGCACCGGAUCACAAGAUGAGAGUGAAAAUGGCACAGUUACCGCAGGAUCCUCUGUCUUCACAUUUCAGGCCAUCAAACGGGGGAAUAAAAUGGCUCAGAUGGCGUCUGAAUGGGCUCGAACGCCGGGGAAGAGCGUGACCUUCUGCACAUCAGACACAAACGAGGAGUCGUCCAGCCCGACACGCGCCGCUAAAGAAUCAGCCAGUCAGAACAAAACCCCUCAGAAGGGAAAGAAGGUGCAGUUCAUCUCAACGACACCACAUCGUCUGCGCAAGAGACUGUCAGCUCCGAACCUGCGUUCAGACAGCGAGAGCGAUUUCUCCCCCUCAAACUCUGAGGAUGAUGAUGAUGGCGAAGAACACGAGGGGAAGAAGGACGUCCAGCCCAAAACACCCAGUAAAAACACAUCGGCCGCUGCCCUCUAUAAGACGCCCAGUAAGAAGGGCAAGAAAGCAGCAGAGUCUGAUCUGGUGGAGGAGUAUUUUGAAGCUCACAGCAGCUCUAAGGUUCUGACGUCUGAUCGAACCCUCCAGAAACUCCAGACGCCCAAACUGGACCGGGAAACUCUGCUCAGCCUCCUGGGUAAUAACCCGCCGCGCUUCGCAGAAGAUAUUAAACAGCUCAACGCAAAACACGAGAAGAACUUCAACCAGUGGAUGCUGCAGUUGCACAUGGGCUUUAACAUCUUGAUCUUCGGUUUGGGCUCCAAGAAACUGUUGCUGGAGAAGUUCCGCACCUCCAAGCUGUCUGACUACGAUCAUGUGGUGGUCAACGGCUUCUUCCCCAGUAUGACCCUUAAAUCGAUCCUGAACUCCCUCACCUGCGACGUGUUCGGCCACGAAGGAACCUUCCGUAAUCCUGCAGACCAGAUCGACUUCAUCAGCAAAACUCUCAGAGAAGACCCGACCAAUCACGUCUUCCUGAUCAUCAACAACAUCGACGGGCCCAUGCUGAGGGGCGACAGGAACCAGCAGGCACUGGGGCAGCUGGCGGCGCUUCCCAACAUGCACCUGCUGGCCUCCAUCGACCACAUCAACGCUCCACUCAUCUGGGAUCAGGCGAAGAUGAGCACGUUCAACUGGCUGUGGUACGAAACCACCACGUACCUGCCGUACACCGAGGAGACGUCGUACGAGAACUCGCUGCUGGUGCAGCAGACCGGAGCGCUGGCGCUCAGCUCACUCACACACGUGCUGCGCAGCCUCACGCCCAACGCCAGGGGAAUCUUCAGAUUACUGGCAGAGUUUCAGCUGGAGAACAAAGACAAUCCUGCAUAUACAGGAUUGUCUUUCCAGGAUUUCUACCAGCGCUGUCGUGAGUCGUUCCUGGUGAACAGUGACAUCACGCUGCGCACGCAGCUCACAGAGUUCAGAGACCAUAAACUCAUCCGCACCAAGAAGGGCGCCGACGGAGUGGAAUAUCUGCUGAUCCCGGUGGAUAACGGCACUCUGACUGACUUCCUGGAGAAAAACGAGGUGGAGUGAAACUGGGAAACCUCACUGCUGUCACAGUUUAGUAAAUGUGUUUAGCUGAAUAGCACUUGAUGUUCAAGGAAACAUGGCAGGAUUGAGGAGUGACACUUGAGUUGCAGCACUUGAAGAAAUAGUUGACCCAAAAAUGAAGAUUUGCUGAGGCUUUACUCACUCUCAGAUCGUCCAAGAUUAGGAUGAGUUUGUUUGUUCAUCAGAUUUGUGUAAAUGUGUCAUUUCAUCACUAUCUCACCAAUGGAUGUGAAUGGGUGCCGUCAGAGUGAGAGUCCAAACAGCUGAUAAAAACAUCACAAUAAUCCACAAGUAAUCCACACCACUCCAGUCCAUCAGUUCACAUCUUGAGAAGACAAAAGAUGAAACAAAUCCAUCACUAAAAAAACUUUUUCACUAGAGGAAGCGUUUUUAUGGAAUAUGGACUCCAUAAUUAGCCAAAAGUGUCUUAAUGAUGGAUUUGUUUGAGCUUUUGUCUUGUCAAGAUGGUGUGGAUUACUUGUAGAUGUUUUUAUCAGCUAUUUGGACUCUCAUUCUGACGGCACCCAUUCACAUCCAUUGGCGAAACUAAACGAUGGUGAUGCAAUGACACAUUUCUACAAAUCUGAUCAACAAACAAACUCAUCCUAAUGACCAGAGAGUAAGUAAAGCAUCAACAAAUAUUCAUUUUUGGUGAACUCUUGCUGAGAAUCCAGCUGUUUGGACUGU
This is a messenger RNA of Labeo rohita (rohu), 2573 nucleotides long. RefSeq names its product origin recognition complex, subunit 2 (gene orc2). NCBI's taxonomy places the organism in Eukaryota, Metazoa, Chordata, Actinopteri, Cypriniformes, Cyprinidae. The record is from RefSeq and is a predicted model, not a curated record. Bases 162 to 1868 code for a protein of 568 amino acids. Gene Ontology annotation, biological process: DNA replication. The transcript has 16 exons. Gene Ontology annotation, molecular function: DNA replication origin binding. Gene Ontology annotation, cellular component: nucleus; nuclear origin of replication recognition complex.